Messenger RNA from Pygocentrus nattereri (red-bellied piranha), 1955 nucleotides. RefSeq names its product megakaryocyte-associated tyrosine kinase (gene matk). Bases 173 to 1585 code for a protein of 470 amino acids. Gene Ontology annotation, molecular function: ATP binding; protein binding; protein tyrosine kinase activity. The record is from RefSeq and is a predicted model, not a curated record. Gene Ontology annotation, biological process: protein phosphorylation. Lineage: Eukaryota; Metazoa; Chordata; Actinopteri; Characiformes; Serrasalmidae. The transcript has 14 exons.
GGAAUUACGCAUAUUAGUGCAGCUGCAGCUUCAUUAGAGCCGCGCUCAGCACGAGCUCCGUCCUCGGUUUACAGCCUCGGUGUUGGUUGAUGAGCUCUGGGAGGUUGAUGGUCAGAGCUGAUGAAGCGCUGACUGUACUGUAGCCUACAGACAGGCUGCUGUGAGAAAUCUGAUGCCUUGGGCCAGUUCUUAUUCUCUGUAUAUUUCUACUGAGGAAAUGGCUGCGAAAGCAUGGCAGUCUGGUACGCAGUGCGUCGCCAAAAGUGACCACACCAAACCUAAAGCCAGUGAGCUUGCCUAUCUUAAAGGAGACCUCCUGACCAUACUGACAGUGGAAACGGGAAAGGGCAUCUUCAGGGCCAGACACAAUAGAACAGGUGAAGAGGGUCUGAUCUCUGCUUCGAAAGUGCGAGAGCGGGAGGCCCUGCGUGUAGACCACCACCUCAGCCUCAUGCCCUGGUUCCAUGGUAAGAUCUCUGGUCCGGAGGCUGUUGGUAAGCUGCAGCCUAUGAAGGACGGCCUGUUCCUCGUACGCGAGUCCAUUCGGCACCCUGGUGACUACGUGCUGUGUGUCAGCUUUAAUCAAGAGGUCAUUCAUUACCGCAUCAUCUAUCAGGACUCCAAGCUGACCAUCGACAGAGGGCAGUACUUUUAUAACCUCAUCGACAUGGUGGAGUUCUACUCUAAGAAUAAAGGAGCUAUUGCUACCACACUGCAGAAGCCCAAGGAGAAGGAAGGCACCAAAUCAGCAGCGCUGCAACUGUAUAAAACGGGAUGGCUAUUGGAUCUCCCCAACCUGACUCUAGGAGAGAAAAUAGGACAGGGGGAGUUUGGAGCGGUGUAUGAAGGAGAGUACAUGGGCAGAAAGGUGGCUGUGAAGAACAUAAAGUCUGACGUCACCGCUCAAGCUUUCCUGGACGAGACGUCGGUCAUGACGAAACUCCAGCAUAAAAAUUUAGUGCAGUUAAUAGGAGUGAUUCUACAUAACGGCCUCUACAUCGUGACAGAAUUCAUGGCUAAGGGUAAUCUGGUGAACUACCUGAGGUCACGGGGACGUUCAGUCAUCACUACAGUCCACCUCCUGCACUACGCGCUAGAGGUGUGUGAAGGGAUGGAGUAUCUGGAGUGUAAGAAGCUUGUUCAUCGAGACCUGGCUGCCCGCAACAUCCUUAUAUCUGAGGACAAUGUUGCCAAGGUCAGUGAUUUUGGCCUGGCCACGGUCGACCUGGCCAAGGUCGACUUGCAGAACAUCGACAGCACAAAGUUACCUGUCAGGUGGACCGCACCGGAGGGCCUGAACAACAAGAAGUUCUCCACACGGUCAGAUGUUUGGAGUUAUGGCGUGCUCCUGUGGGAGAUUUUCUCCUAUGGCAUGCAGCCCUACCCCAAGAUGACUCUGAAGGAGGUGAAGGAGGAGCUGGAGCAGGGCUAUCGCAUGCCAGCUCCUGAAAACUGCCCACCAGAGGUUUAUGCCCUAAUGACGGCCUGCUGGGAGAAGGAACCCAAGAUGAGGCCGUCGUUCCACAAACUCCGAGAGCGUCUACAGACCGAGCUGACCAACUAUGAAUCUGACAAUGGGUCAUGACCCCACAUAACUGCUUCCUUCGUCGGAGAAGAGACGUUUUACUCUGUAUAUACUCUAAUAUCACACUAUACUGGACAGCUCUGGGGUGUUCCAUCAAGGCCCUGUUCACAAAGACGUGACACUGAAUGUAGACCUGCUAAGUUAUUAUUCCUUAUUUAUCUACAGCUUUAUAAAGCAGUAAUGUUAGCAUGUUUUCAUCAUUUUCUAAGUGAAAAUAAGUUAAUACGUCGUUUUUAAAGACACUUCUUCUGCAUAUUUUAAUGGACAACUGUUUUUUUGUCGAAUUUAAAGGGUCCAUAUCAUUUUACAGUGUUUUUCCAGCGGUGGACGAAGUAAACUAACCAUGUACUUGAGUUAAAGUCGAGACCCC